GACGGAGGAGACCCAGCAGCGGGAAGAGGAGAAGACAGAACAGGAGAAGCUACGCGAUCUCAGCUCAGUGCCUCUCGCGGCGCCGGCCGGGGUGGGAAGGGAUCGACCGAACCAAUGGGCUGCGCUUGGUCGUCGUCGUCGUCGCCGUCAAGGCGUCAGCGGCGCGCUCAGGGGUACGAGGAGCCCGCCGUCCUCGCCGCCGAGACCUCCUUCACGGUGAGCGAGGUGGAGGCGCUGUACGAGCUCUACAACAAGCUCAGCUACUCCAUCUUCAAAGACGGCCUCAUCCAUAAGGAGGAGUUCCGGCUCGCCCUGUUCCGGACCAGCGAGAGAGCCAACCUCUUUGCGGACAGGGUGUUCCACCUCUUCGAUCUCAAGCGCAACGGGGUCAUCGAGUUCGGCGAGUUUGUGCGCUCGCUCAGCAUCUUCCACCCCAAAGCGCUUGUAUCAGACAAGGCCGCAUUUGCAUUCAAAUUGUACGAUUUGAGGGGCACAGGCUACAUCGAAAAAGAAGAGCUUAGGGAGAUGGUGGUGGCACUUCUUGACGAGUCGGACCUAUGUCUCUCGGAUAGCGCUGUUGAUGAGAUCGUUGACAAUACGUUCAGUCAAGCAGACACGAAUGGCGAUGGCAGGUUAGACCCCAGGGAGUGGGAGGAGUUUGUCAAGAAGAACCCGACAUCACUCAGGAACAUGUCACUGCCCUAUCUCCAGGACAUUACGACCACGUUUCCGAGCUUUGCAACGCAUUCGGAAGUCAAUGAUUGUGGUGGCGUCGACAAAUAACCAGGCAGAGCCUUCCUGCCUGCAGGUGCAGGGGUUAUCAGAUGAUUGUCAUAUAAUAUAUUACCUCCGUCCCAAAUUAGUUGUUUUAUAUUUGUGUAGACACUAAAACUUGUCUAGAUGCAUCUGUAUCUAGAUAAAUUUACGACAACUAAAACAUGUGUAGAUACAUCUAUGUGCUACAUGUACACCACACACGGUGUGGACUUAAGACUUAAUUUCUAAAAGAGUGACAAAAUCUCAAGGCAAUAGAUGCACUUUCAUCGUCAAUGGUACAUUUGAUGAUAUCUUAUGCUCCAAAUUCAAGUAUAAAGAGGAAGGCUAAUAUUCAGUAUUGACCUGGGUCACCUGUGUUAUAUAUAUCUCUUGUAAGCCG
This is a messenger RNA of Triticum dicoccoides, 1156 nucleotides long. Its product is annotated as calcineurin B-like protein 4. The record is from RefSeq and is a predicted model, not a curated record. The coding region runs from base 115 to 783 and encodes 222 amino acids. NCBI's taxonomy places the organism in Eukaryota, Viridiplantae, Streptophyta, Magnoliopsida, Poales, Poaceae. Gene Ontology annotation, biological process: calcium-mediated signaling. The transcript is spliced from 8 exons. Gene Ontology annotation, molecular function: calcium ion binding; kinase binding.